GACUUCCUUUUUUCUGCUCUUUUUACCUUAAGGAAGGAGAGAGAGAGAGAGAGAGAGAGAGAGAGAGAGAGAGAGAGAGAGAGAGAGAGAGAGCAGGACCCCAGAGGGGAGAGAGGUCUGGGUAGUUAGGGAAGAGCAAGACCCGGGACCAGCAAGCAAAACGACUUGGCGGGUCGGGGCCCCAUCCCUGGGCGCCUGUUGGGGAAGGAGCACGACAACCCCACCUGGGAAAUCUUCCUGACGCUUCUUUCUCCUUUUCCAGCAAAGUUUGCUGAAUCUCUGGCGCCAUGUCGGUGAUUGUGGCGCAAGCCCUCCACAUCUUUGGCUUCCAGUCCCGGGUAGCAAAUAAUAUUUGCUUCUUCGAUGAACAGAUCAUAGUGUACCCUGCGGGGAAUAGCUGUGUGAAAUAUCACAUUGAGCAAAAAUGGCAGAAGUUCAUCCCAGGUAAAUCAGCUUCCUCCUCUUCCUCCCCCCACCCCGGUCUCCCAUGUCUCCUCACUGCCAAGGCUGAAAUUUAGGAAAGGAAGCGGGAAGGUGCAGCUACCCACCUAAAAUAUCAGUCUUCUAAAUAGGCAAGGCCUCGUCUGCAUUCCUAGCUGCUGACCCUUCCCUUUCAGAUUUUAGACAUGAUACUUGUGCUAUUUCUUACUAAUAAAGUAGCCACCUGGGUUUAAAUAGUUGCAGUGUUAGAGAUUCAGGCUCGGAACCCACAUAUCACAUUAAAGUUGGAAAGCAUGGUUGAAGCUGGUAGAAAACUCAGUUUACACUGCCUCAUGGUUUCCAAAAAAUAAUUACAGUAUUUGUUUUUAUAUGCUUUCACAAGAAUGUCGUUUACAGAUCUGACACUUGGUUGCAAAGUGACUUCUGCCCAUUGUUAUGUUCUGUCUAGAUUUAGGUGAAAGAUAAACAUUUUCGCUUCUUGCUUAUGCUGUUUUAAAAUGCAGCUUCGCAUUAGGUGUAUAUUUUAGAGAUGGUUACAUUCAAACAUUGCUGAACAAUUCAACUGAGUAUCUUUGGAAUGUUUUUGUAUAAACUGCUUAGUUAUUUAUUCUAUUAAGUGGUAUUAAAAUGUCAUAAAUAAACACAACAGAUGUUCAGGAAACUAUGGUUUAGCAUCAUGUGAAUGAACCUGAGUGAGAUUGUUAAGCAGACGUUGAAUGGCCACCUGUCAUGUGAUUCCUGCAUUGCAGGGGGUUGGACUAGAUGACCCUUGAGGUUCCUUCCAAUUCUAUGAUUCCAUGGGCCUUGCUCUUGCAUACUUCUCUCUUCUUUAAGGUGGCUGUGCUGAGGAGAUUGGAAGCGCUAGCCUAUGUUACCAGUUACCUGACAUUUAAUUAUUGUUUAUUGAAACAAGCCAAGUUUGUAAACCAAUGUUUGAAGCUUGGCUUGUUUUAGUAAAGGAGCAAAGUGACUACAAUCCCAUCUCUGAGAACCUGCAUGGUCACUCAUUCAUGCUAAUACAUAGAUUCAACUAUGCUAAUACAUAGUUUGGCUUAAUGUUAUGUGUGAACUGAGCCAAUGUCUCUACAACAAGGGAAAUUAUUGGGAUUUCAGUUUCCUGGAUUAUCAUCUCUAUAACUGUUUAAUCUCAGUAAUAUGUAGUUAUUUCCUGAAGUCUUUGAAAAAAGUUAAAGCCCACAUGGGCAACCUUGAUAUUGGACUUGGCUCCUGAAAAUGUAAUGUUCCUACAUGAAGCUCACAUAAGCUUUUUCUCUGUGCUUUAUAGGCUCAGAAAAGAGCCAAGGGAUGCUAGCACUGGCAAUUAGUCCAAAUCGACGCUAUCUGGCUAUUUCAGAGAUACUGCAGGAUAAACCUACCAUCACAAUCUAUGAACUGUCAUCUGUCCCAUGCAAGAAGCGGAAGAUCUUGAACAGUUUUGAUUUUGCGGUCCAAGAAUUUAUUAGUGUAGCUUUUUCCCCUGAUUCCAAAUAUCUAGUGGCACAGACAGGACCUCCAGAAUCAAACCUUGCCUACUGGAUGUGGGAAAAGCAAAGAACAAUGGCAAUUAUCAAGGUUGAUGUCCAGAACAAUCCUCUUUAUCAGGUAACAUAGAAGAGAAGCACCACAUGCAUCAGUCUAGUACUUGGGUACAUGAGGUAAUUAUCGCCACUUGUCAUUGCCUCAAAAAGAAAGGCUCUGCCUCCACCAUUGGAGACCUCAGUGAGAAAAGUUGCCAUAUGGAGAUAAACUCAGUGUGAAAUCUCAGAUCUUCUGUUCACAUUCACACAUUUACAUAUACGUCUGAGACACAGAACUUGCAUGAUUGAAUGGGUAUAUAAGCAUUGCAGCUCCGCAAUUAUACUUUUGUCUUUUUCUUGACCCUGGUGGUUAGGGUGUAUGGAGUGUUAGGGGAGGGGUAGUACUUCUGGUGGGGAACAUAUUGUGCUCCUUCUGAGGUAGUUUGUCUACCUUUGGUCCCCACCCUGUCACCUCUGGCUCCUAGAAGCUGUCAGCAUGUGAUAGCAGCCACAGGUGAUGUCUUCAACUGGCUGGCUAAACCAGGUGAUGGGUCUCAAAAGCUUGGUCAGGUAGGAGCUUCCUCUGUAUGUGAAGACAGGUUAGAGCAGAUGAGACCAAUAGUGGGUCCUACAGUCAAGAAGGUGUUUUCUGCACAUGCUGUAGAGGGAAAUGAGGGGCAGAUGGGGUUUGUCAACCUGGGAAAGUAGCCCAUCUAGGAGAUCUUAAACCUCUGCUGCCUUUUGGGUGGUAUCUUUGGGUGAAGAAAAGGCUAAGGAGUAAACCCUACACAAAUCCAGGGUGGAGUCUCUAAGAUGGUUGUAUGGCACUUUGUGCUUCUCAUUCUGGCAACUCCUUCAGCCAGGCUGGUGCCAAACGUAUUGCUCUGCUUUUCUUUGAACCACAUCAGUAAGACCAAGAAGGGGAUCUUGUUUGGGCAGCCCAGGACCUCCAUACACACUGUCCAGGCUUGUGCCCUCGGGAGGUCACUUCGGUGCUGUUAACACAGCAGUUUGACUUCACCCCUGAAGGCGCACUCCAUUUUCUCUUGUCUCAACAAGUGGUUGAGAAUUGUACUGCAGUGUAACAUCCUUAUUUAUUUCACAAACUGUGUGUCCUAAACGUGGCUCCUAGCUAGGGUCAAGUUUCUUAUUUAGGUUGCUUAGGCAGAAUUGUGCAGUUACAAAGAAGGGCGGGACAAAUUCCCUACUCUACUUCUUGUUUUAUCAUGGAGGCCUUUUUUCUGAAGUAUUAUGUUUAAAUAUUUAUGAUUUUUGUUCCUGUUUGUUUCCUUUAUUUUUACACAUUUUAUAUUGUAACACUCUGGUGACCUUUGCUCUUAAUUUUUUUACUCAAUUGUUCAUGUUGCUCAUCAAGUAAUCAUUUAUUUUAUGUUGCUUUCCUUUCCAGGUGAGCUUCAAUCCACAGGAUAACACCCAAGUCUGUGUUACAGGAUAUGGCAUUUUUAAGCUAUUUAGAUACACAGAAGGAACCUUAAAACAGACCAACUUCUUGCGAGGGGAACCUCAAAACUACCUGUCUCAUGCCUGGCUUUCUGAAGAGAAGGUGGUUGUGGGCACUGACACAGGCAAGAUCUACUUAUUUGACUCCGGUGAUCUUCGCUGGGAGACAAGUAUUGAGCGCAAAGAGAUAGUCUCUGAAGUAGAUAAGGAGGAACCACAGCAGGAUUCAGAGAGGUGAGACUGCCUUCAAACUAUUGACACUAGAGUGGUCAAUGUGCUCCAGCAGAUAAUGUGUUUUACUAUGAUCUACAAAUGGUAUCAUGGUCAUGACUGUAUUGCCUCUCUGAGAAAAGUUCUUGCCUCUGAGGCAGCUCUCAGGCUUGAAAAGGUUGUCCACCCAUUUUAUACACACUUUCCAGAAUGUGAGUCCCAUUGAACGCAGUGGGACUUAACUUCUGCAUAGACAUGCACAGGAUUGUACCGUUUGUCCCACUGUCAUAUGGGACUAAUCAUGAUCUGCCACACUUGUUGGAGGAUGAAUAACUGAAAUUUAUAAGAUAUUGUUUAAAAGCUUGUGUAAAGUGCUAAUUAAAUUUAAGAAGCAUGCUUAGGAUUGGAGUGUUAGGCUUUGUAUACAUUACUGGCUUAAAAUGCAGCAAGGUCAUUGCCCCUCUGCUGCGUGUUGAAUUGCAUAGGCAUGCCCUUGUAUACCUCAGUACUGUUGGAUAUGUUUCCAAGUCACAUGCCGUCUGCCCACAUCAGUGGGCAGAGGGGGGCAUGGUGCAUUCAUGGGUGCAUUCAAUCCAGAUUGACACUGGAUUGAGGCAAGAAACAUGAAAACACAGUAUUUCACAAACAACUACAGGACAGAUGUCGAUUGUGGCUAACAUUGCAUGGACAUGGCUUCAGAAACCAGUAGUGAGAGUGCACUGAAUGCAGAGUAAAUGUGAGUGUGUGCACAGCUUUAGUAUCUUCCCUAAACCCUUCAGCAUGCUGACUUCGAAAUGUUAUACCAAGUUCAAUGAGACGUAUGUCCUAAUAUAUGUGUACAAAAUUUCAAAUAGGGGAAACUUUAUGUUGAUACUAGGACUAUGUGGUGUCUCUGAAAUGAAAAAAAACAAGUUUAAAAUGAACAACAAUCAUUUUUUUAUGCCUCAUGCAACUGACAUUUGGAACUUGUUAGACUUCUCUGUUUGUUCCUGAUUGAUUGAUUGAUUGAUGGAUUGAUGAAUUUCUUUUUAAAGCCUUAUUGAGUUUCCUGCUCACAAUUCCCCUGAGAUUUCCACUGAGGUGGUUUGUGAAACUGAAGCACAGCAGCAAGCAUUUCUACCUCGGGUCUCUGCUAUUGCUGCAUAUUCCAAGGGAUUUGCUUGUUCAGCUGGUCCCGGGAUUGUUCUACUGUUUGAAAAGUCAGAUGAGAAGGAAGGUUACAGAGAAAGCCGAGAGAUACGGGUAGGUAAGAUGUCUGAGACAUGGAAUGCUUGAUUUAUCGCAUAGCUCACCAACAAUAUAAAUGUUGGAGGCAAAAGGAGGAGAUUCAGCAGAACCAGAACCCACACUGCGCCAGACACCACUCAACCCCAGCCGCAGGUAGGAGACAAACACAUGAUGAGGCAUUUGCUGAUCCCCAACCAACAGACCCAGCCAUAUCAAUGAGAUCCAAGGUGGCUAAAUGACAAACCCUACCCUGUGGUGCAUCACAAGUCUUGCAUACAGGAGGUCUCAGGUUCAGGCUUUGGAUAUGAUAUUGUGAGGACUGCUGGAGAAAGUCCUCACACACCUACAGGUGCCAAAGCCAAUCAGGGGAAGCACUCACAUUCCAGUUGGCUGCUCUCACACACCCAGGUUGCUGUUUGCAUCUUGCAGCCACUGUCAUCCCACCUUGCUGUACUUGUUCCCGGCUCUGCUUGUUUAAUUGAUUGCCAGUCCUGCAGGUUAUUGCCGCAGCAGACCUUGUUAUUUGCCCACCCUAUGCCGUCUGAAUUAUCAUUGUAGCAGUAGUGAGCUUGUGAGCUGCAAGGAGCCUGCCCCCACCCUUCACUGGAGCUCAUAGAUGGAAGAGAAUGUUGCUGAGUCAUAGUAGCAAAAAUGGAGUACAUGGUUCCAGCUAAACAGCCCAUUCUCCAUCCCCAGCUCCAGCCCCCUCCACCCUACAGAGGGUUCUGACGAGCUAAGAAAGAGCCUUGAAUAAGAGAUUGUGUUGACUGUAGUCUUCAUUAGCCCUUAUGAAUCAUGGGGUGGGGACAUCCUUGCAGCAGCUGCAGUGAUGAGAUCAUCAGGAUGACGCUAGGUGGCAGCAGUGAGGUUGGGAGAGCUCCAUGGUGGAAAUACCCUUGUAGGUGUACACCUAUCUGCAGGGCCAAUGGCACCAACCCAAUGCUUCCCCAAACUCACCACCACCACUUCAUCCUGCUGCUGCUGGGAGGACAUCGCUGCCCCACUAUUUCUUCUGCUCCACUGCCCAGGCUGAUGGUGAGAGCUGUUCAGCAGUGGAACAGACCCCCACAAGAGGUCUCCUUCCUUGGGCAUUUUUAAGCAGAGGUUGGAUGGCCAUCUGUCAUGGAUGCUUUAGCAGAGAUUCUUGCAUUGCAGGGGGUUGGACUAGAUGACCCUUUGGUCUCUUCCAACUCUAAGAUUCUAUGAUCCCUCAAAACAGAAGGGCUGAAGAGCGUUUGACAAUGUAAGGUAGGGGUGGAUAUUAUGUUUGGUUCAAAAUUUUCUUUUAUAUCCCCUAUUUUACCAGCAUAACAUUGUGAGCACAGGGUUCAGGAUUGGGGUUUGAGGGAAUUUAGGUUGUGGACUAAGCCCUCUCUGCCCUGGAACUGCCCAUUUUUGGUCGAUGUGCCAUUUUGGGUCUGUGCUUUUAAAGGUGAAAAUCUUUAUUAAGGUAAUCUUGCUGCCAUUGUUUAUGGAAUAUUAUCUAUUACUCUGCUGCAAAACUGGACUAGAAAGUAUGUAUCUAGGAAAGUAGUUAACUAAGCUGCUUUAUUUCAUAGAUUCCACAAGACCAGUGCAGCAAUGAUCCAAACCAGUCGGACAAACAGGAUGUUGUUUGUAUUGCCUUCAGUCCUGCAGAGGAAACACUUCUGAUCAGCACAACUAAGAAUCAGCUCUAUCUCCUCUCCAUAUCAGCAGCUGAGAUAAGCAAGGUGAGUUCAUUAAGAGCACUGUGUUCUGAGUAACGACUUGGAAAUGUGGUGUUCAAAGUAAUUUUAUAUUCUUGUGCUGCAAAGAACAGAACGAAAACAAGAAACCAAGACAGUCUGGUAAUAUGACUGCAUCAAAUCAAUUACUCAGCAACCCUAAAAAAAAGUGUUGAAAGGAGAACCAGCAACAUAAAGAAUACUCUCAAUUGCACAGUUCUUCACCAGUCAUGAUAUCACCACUGAAUAACUCCUAUAGCAACUUCACAUUGAAAGCACCAGUAACCAUGCAGCAAUAUCAUGACCACACAACUCACGGCACUUAGGCCUUUCAUUGGUAUUUCCAUCCGGACCAUAGCCAGUAUCAAUUUAUGGAUAUAGAGAGUGGCACCCUUUCCUGUUGCAACCUCCUUUGCCCUGGUGCAUAGACAUGUUGGUGUAAUCGUCAUCAAAACAAUUCAAAAUGUCAUGUUCUCCUGCGAGACAGCAAGGACACAUUUCAGCUAUCUUAAAUACCUCUUGUGGAAAAUCUCCCCAAGAUUUGUAAGGUCUGUUCUCCAGUCAAAUUUCCAGUAGUGGCUGUUUCUGUUUGGACCUCUUCAGAGUACUUUUCUAUAGUCACUGGUGUACUUCUCUACAAAUGCCCUAUUUGUCACUACACUUUCCAGUGCUUUGAUAAAUUUAGUACAUAUCAAAUGCCUCCUUUUUGCUAUGGAGAGAAGUUCAGUGUUGCCUGGUGUUACACCAUCACAUGAGCAGCUCUAGCUAACAUGUUUGUGAUAUUUCACUAGGGGGAGACAGCUCACUUUGAAUACCUGAACCACCCAAUACAUUCUGCUUCCAUUACUGGCUUGGAUACCUGCAUUCGCAAGCCCCUCGUUGCUACCUGUUCACUGGACAAAUCUGUCCGCAUCUGGAAUUAUGAAAACAAGUAAGGGGACAUGAUCUGUUGCACAGCCUUUUGAUUUGACUAUGUUGCACAGCCUUUUGACUAUGAAUUGUACUCAGACCAUGAGUGAGUGGCAAUUCACUACAGAGCCCCAGGCAAUCAUCAGGGCAAGUGUCAGUCCUAUUCUGAUAAAUAGAAACUGCUUAUAUUUACAGUGGUGCCCCGCAAGACGAAUGCCUCGCAAGACGAAAGAGUUUUCCGUUUUUUGAGUCGUUCUGCAAGACGAAUUUCCCUAUGGGCUUGCUUCGCAAGACGAAACGUCUUGCGAGUUCUUGCGAGUUUGUUUCCUUUUUCUUAAAGCCGCUAAGCCGCUAAUAGCCGCUAAGCCGCUAAUAGCCGUGCUUCGCAAGACGAAAAAACCGCAAGACGAAGAGACUCGCGGAACGGAUUAAUUUCGUCUUGCGAGGCACCACUGUACUCAGAGAACAAAAUAAUAUUAAGAGAUGGUGGUUGCUCUAGAAAUCAGUUGAUAGGCAAGGUUCAGAUACAUAAUUGUACUUCUUCAUGGGACUCCUAUGUAUGUAACAGAAACAUAACCCUAGUUCUAAAUCCAGAAAAAUCCAUUAAAAACCUGGAGCUAUCAAAAUUAGAAAGCCUAUUUCUUUUAUCAACUUUAGAUUUUAAAAAUGGCAAUUUUAUUGUUAGUUCUGGUUAUACGAAUUGAUUCUCAUGUGAUGCUGAAUUAAUUUGGUUGCCUGACAGUAUGAAAUGCCUGUCAUGUGAAAAAUUAUUUUUGCUGCCCUGAUGUAUGCAUUGAAAGGGACUGGUAUAUCUAUGACGCUGUCAAGUUGUCUUUGUUCCCCUUUGUUCACUGUUCCCCAGCAUUUGACCUUCUUGGGGGAACUGUGACCAAAAAUAGCACUAGGUACAACUUAGUUGCACAGAAGCAUGGUCUGUGCUUUGAUUGCCAUGGUUGCUCUUGCUGCAGCACACUGGACCUGUACAAGGAAUACCAAGAAGAGGCAUAUGCACUUUCCCUUCACCCUAGUGGACUGUAUGUGUUGGUUGGUUUUGCUGACAAACUCCGACUUAUGAAUCUGCUUAUUGAUGACAUCCGAACUUUCAAGGACUUCACUGUACGAGGGUGCAGAGAGGUGAGCAGUGCAGGGGAAGGAACUGGUGGAGGAGCUUGAAUGGGGAACACCAGACUGGGAGGUGGCACAGGCAUUUUAUGACUAGUAAGUUGUGUUACCACGUUUGCUUGGAACAGGUCUCUCCCUACACAUCGACAGACUAUUUUUCUGUGUUCAGGAAAUAACCCAUACCAGAACACAAUUUCUGGGGGAGAUUUUGCUCAAAUAUGCUAGAGGAAUUUCCCCACAUUCUGCUGGAAUACAAAGUAGGGUGUGAUUCCAGAAGGGUGAUUUCCAGGUACAUACAAAAAGACUAUUGCCUUCUUCCUAUGGAAUAAGGAGAAUCUUCGAGUUAGGUAGAAUUUAGGAUACUUCUUGUACAGACACCUGAAGUCUCAGGGUUCUCUGUUGCGAAUCAAUUAGGCUAGGAUUUGAAGAAAGAUUCAACAUUUAAGCAUUUCAGAAGGUCUUAUGCCAGUAUAGAGUGGUACCUCCAGUUACGAAUGGGAUCCGUUCCGGAGGCCCAGCUGUAUCCUGAAAUCUUUGUAGCCGGAGGCUACCUUCUGCACACGCGGUGUGAUUGAGCGCUUCUGCACACACAUGGUGUGCAGAGCACUUCUGCACAUGCACGCGCGGCGAAACCUGGAAGUAUACAUUUCCGGGUUUGCCAUGUUCGCAACCCUAAAGUUACGUUACCCAAAGGUAUACGUCCACUGUACAGUGUGCGGACACUCCCUUUUCCAUUUCAAUAGAGUUCAGUGGGACCCUCAAGUAACUUUGUCCUAGUUUGGUAGGUCCUUAAUAGCUCACUUUCCCAGACAAAAUCUGGAGCCAAAGGAGGAGCACAAAAUAGCAGAAUACCACUCUCUGACAACAGAUGCAUCUGGUUGUGAUGAAGGAUGAUUAGAGGCUGUUUUCUGCAUGGCCUCCAAAUUAUGGAUAUCUGGUACCUUCACAAAGAGGUUACCUAUGUGAAGUCUCAUUGCUUCAUGCUGUCUCCUGCUUCUGUCUACAGUGUGCCUUCAGUACAGGAGGUCAUCUGUUUGCAGCAGUAAAUGGAAAUGUGAUUCACAUUUAUUCUGCCAUAAGUUUUGAAAACAUCAUUAACUUGAAAGGACACAAUGGGAAGGUCAGUAAGUGAUGCCUACAAUACAAGUAAAAUAGUACAUUAAACUGAAUAUAUUUGAAAUGCCAAAAGAACAGGAUUUCUCAAGAAGCUGGUUUUGAGGCUCUGCCUAUGAUUGAAUUCUUUUUUUUAUUACAAAGGCACUAGAAACUAAAGAAUAGGAGUGAAGGAUUAAAAAUACUCCAAGGUGCUCCUGAGUAUAGUUCUCUGGCAGUGCAGAUAUAAUUUGGAUCACUUUUUACGAACAGUGGAAUCAGCUUUCUCCUCUGUUAUGUGCAAUAGCUUAGGUUAAAAGAAAGCCAGCAUUUUUACAGUACUUUGUAAUCCUAUACACACAUAGCUGGGAGUAAGUCCAACUGAACUCAGUGGGACUUACUACUGAUUUUAAUAGGAAUGUGCUUAAAUUUCUCUUGCUCAAAUAGUAGGGCUUAAAAGUACUUUUGUUUGUCUGGGCUCGGCUUAUCAAGAAAACAGAUAUAUUAUUUAAUGUUUGUUUACUGAAUUGCCAACAACCUGUUAGAUGACUGUGGAGACUACAUUCCCUCCAACCUCCCUUGCUGUAAUUGGCCUCCCAAAUAUCAGUGCAAAAAAGACUUGAAAUACUCUGAAUUUAAGAACUUUGACCCAAUGAAUUUUAAGGAGCAAGUGGAUUCCUCUGGAACUGUCAUCAGCCCUGCUUUGAUGCCCUAGUGAUCACAAAUAGGUAAAUUCCAAGCUUCUGAAAUGUUUUGAGAUAGCUCCAUAAGUUCCACCCAUGAUUACCUACAGCAGUUCAGUGCCCUCUUAUCUCACCAUUUUGUGCUCGUGAGUCCAAUUUAUAGUGAAAGAAGCUGAAGCUUUGCUAAGGAAAGCAAGGGAACUAUCUGGGAUGGAAUGAGAUAAGGCUUAUUAGCGAUAAGGGAAAAGGUUAAACAGAAUAAAGCAAGUUUGUAAACAGCCACUCUUAUGUGAUGAGAAUUGUCUCCAGGCAACUAGGCAGAUAAUUUAUUAUAAUUUGGGAGAGUUUCAUAAAUAAUUUUAUAAUUGACUCCAGUAUUUAUAAACAUUUUUAAGUUACUACAACAUACACGAGAGCAAGGUGAAUGUGAAAAUGAAGUGAAUACCUUUUUAACUGAGUUAUUAGAAAUAUGUAUGGGUUCAAAAACUGCAGAGCAUGUUUUUUGUUAUUCACUUUUUAUUGAUUUGUCAAAAAAGGCAUAGAACUUUGAGCAGGGGAGGACAAAACCUGAGGAGCAAGAAGGACAGAUGGUAAUCUGCAGGCCUUUCCUUGCCACUGGCUAUUAGCUAUGAUGUGUUUGGAGACCAAAUGUGUGAGCUGUUAUAACUCGGAAUUCAGUUCAUGAACCUAAUUCCUGACCCUCUUAGCCUGACCUGCUGGAUUAUAAUGGGAAUCUUUAUCUUAACUGCUUACAGGUAAACUGUGAGCACAAAGGACACAGGGUGAAAAGGGCUGUGUUCUGUGAGUUUCUUAUGUAAAAUGUUUGAUGCAAUGACACCAGGUAAACAGGCAGAGUACCAAGCAGCAACCUGUCUCUUGUGCCUAAGUAAGGAUUGCCUGAGCAUUCUAUAUAUAUUCUCACUCGCCCCACCAGGUACGCGCAGUGGCGUGGAGCAUGGAUGACUAUAAACUGGUCUCCUGUGGCACAGAUGGGGCAGUAUAUGAAUGGAACCUCCAGAAUGGCAAGAGAGAAUCCGAGUGUGUGCUCAAGUCCUGCAGCUACAAUGGAGUGGCAAUAUCACCCGAUGCAAAAGUCAUAUUUGCUGUCGGAUCUGAUCAUAGCAUCAAGGAGAUCUGUGAUUCUGCGGUGAGCUCAUGUGCAGACACUUAUGGAGCUGAUCAAAGUGCAGCAAACAAUGCAGAAGAAAGUGAAGCUCAGUGAACCCAGUGCUGUAGCCAGUGGCAGAGCUUCAUACUCCAGCAACGGGGGGCGGAGAGCAGGCGGGGUGCCCAGCGGGGGCGGGGGGCAGCCGCAAUGGCACCCUACUGGGAUUGCGCUGCCAGGGGUGGUGCGCUCCCCCCGCACUCCUCUUCCUCCGCCAGUGGCUGUGGCUUGCCCUCCAGCUUUUAACACCAGUGGUUGCCUAUGCCAUGUAGUGACAGUUGUGUUCAUAGUUUCCUUCUUCUUCUCUAUAAGCGUAUAGCCAUCUAUGGAAUCUAUACCUUGCCUUGGUUGCCAAAAAUUGUGGGUUUCUUCCCAGUUAUGAAGUUGAGAGGGAAAUUCAUGACUCUUGAGGCGUUGAGAGGAUAACAGGACGUUCACAGUGGAGAGAAUGAAUGAUGGAUUUGUGUACCCUCUGCCACUUUCCAGUGCAAAUUUAAUCCUUGCUGAGUGACUUGCUAAAAGCAUGGUGGGUGUCCUUUCUUUCAGAUACUGCGAGAAGUGCCCACUUUUGAAGUUGCCUACACUUUCAUAGUGGUAUCUCAUUCUGGACGCAUGGUGUUUGCCGGAACCUCUGCAGGGACCAUUCGGUCCAUGAAAUACCCACUACCUGUGCACAAGGAAUACAAUGAAUACCAAGCCCAUGCUGGUCCAGUCACCAAGGUAAAGGCCAAGUCAGUCUCCAGGUCAACUUAAUUGCCAUAGCCUUUAUUUAUCCCUUUUUCUGAGUCUGCAGCAACAAAUAAUGAAAGGAGGCACACCUUAUAUCACGCAAUGAGCCACAAAUGGGCAUAUCUAAAUAUGAUAUAUUUAUUGUGUAUCAAAGUAGCUUAAUAAGAAUGACAAUAGACAACAGAGUCUCUAAUCACAGUAAUGGGGAAAAUAAUGAGAAUGAGUUCUACCUAAACAGUACACCCAUCAGCCUCAUUCUCUUCCAAGCUGAGUGUAUGUAGCUGAGUGUAUGUAGCUGGGAGAGUGUAGGGGAAAUCUCUCUGGGUUGCUAACUUCUCAGACGCUGGAGUGCAACAUUUACAACAUUGUUGCUGUACAGUACUAUUUUUAAAAUGUUAUUUCAUCCAGAAGGCUUGUUUAUCACUUAUACUUUCACCAUAGGUUCCAGUAAUGUUGAGAGCAAGUGUCAGGGGUUCAGGGACAGAGGCACAGGGUAGGCAGGAGAUGGAGAGCGAUGGGGAUGAAUCCCAGGACAGCGAGGAAGAGGAUGACAAUGACUCAAGAGAUUCCAUGAGUCUUUCCAGCGAAUCAGAGGAUUCCCAGAAGGGGGCGCCGGUGGUCAAGGCCAGGGCAGCCCCAGGGGGGACGUGUCAGGAGCAGGGGGCCAGCAGGGGAUCCCAAAGUGGCAGCUGGGCGUCAAGACCAGCCUCCCCGCCAGAGUGCAGCGAAGGGAGUGGAGGUUCCAGUGUAUCAGGGGAAGCAGCUCCGGCAACAGAGAAGGGAGGGAGGUCGGAGCAAGCCACCCUCCCGGAAGGGGAGGGGAAUAGUGAAGGGAGUAGUGUAACUGUCAAAAGGAAGGUUAGAGGUUGGGCGCGCGCGCCAAGUUCAAAUGUGGAGGCGCGCGGGAGUACAGGGAGCCCGGAGGAGGAGGAGCCAGGUCCCAAAGCCCGCAGGAGGGGGGAAGAGCAAUCUGGAGAUUCCGCCUCAGGGGAAUCCAGGAGGGGCGAAACCCCAGGGGGCAGGAAGACCCUGCGGAAAAGGAAAGAGAGAAAGAGGUGGAGCAGCGCAAGCUUCUUAAACUGGUGCAGGGGAGGGACUGACUCAGAGGGGACUUCAACGGUCUAAGCGUACAGACGUGGGGCUGCGCGCCUCGGAUAUGAAGCAAACAAUGAACUGCAAUAAACACUUUUGUAUAUAAGAAGAGAUUGGCGUUGGUCUUUUGUGAGCUGAGACCUGAGGCAGCCUUGACAGCAAGGGUGUGAGGGUGACUGUGCUUCUUGGUGUCAUGUUUAAAAUCAGUCUACUACUGUGCCUCAUUAAAAAGAUAAGACUGAGAUUGAUAAUGAGAGCGAAUGGAAAAGCCAUGAAAACAAGGACAAGUUGUUAAUUAAAUGGAUUCUGAGGAAUGGACAGCAGCCUGACAAAUGGCAAGGGGAAUGCUUGGAGCAUAAUGGGGAAAGUGGAGAAGAAGAGAAGAGAUAUCACUAGAGGCAAAGAGAUGGAUAUAUUUUAAAAAUAAUUGAUCCUUAUUAAUCCAACUGGAGCAUCUUCUUCUGAUUCUGCCAACUGCCCUUUCUUUUCUCUGACUCUCCAAUUGUGUUUUAUUGGAGUUCAGUAUGCCUUUCUUUUCUCCACAGAUGUCCAUAACAGCUGAUGAUCAGUUCUUACUAACAUCUGCAGAGGAUGGCUGUAUAUUUAUCUGGAAAGUUUAUGACAAAGAAGGGCGGGGGUUGAAAAGGGAGAGAGAUGUGCCAUACUCUGAUGAAGUAUUGAUCACUAGAACAGACAUGGAAGAGAAGGUCAGUAUGGAUGAGUUUUGAAGUGGGACGAGAACACAACAGAAGACUUUGUAUCAACUAACCCAAAUGUGCUUUAUCUCCAUGGGGGCAGCACUUACCCAGUACAUAUCAUGGCCCUAGUAGAGAUGUGACAGCAGGUUGAAUUAGCCUUAUAAUACAAGAAUCAAACAUUGUACACUUAAAAUGUAGCUCAUGAGCUACAUUGCUCCCUGUCCUGAAACCUACUUCACAUGUUAUAGGAAAUGCAUAUAUAUGGCCAGAUACAAUAUAUGCUGUCUUUAUAUAUGAUAGUUUUUCAGAUAAACGUGAAGGGCAGGAUUCACCUGGCACCCAUCAGUGGAAGCCCUGUGCAAGGACUUCUGCUUGCGCAGUAGGGCUUCUUCCCCUACCUGCUUGAAAUGGGCUCGGUGGGGGUUUGGAGAACCCCCAGAAUAGCAUUCAGGGGGAAGAGAGGGGACAUUGUUCUGCCUGGCAUGCUAGAAUGCUUGCACUAAUGGAACGAUUUGAAGGUCACCAUUUUGAAUUCCACCUGAAAUGCCUUGUGUGUAUCCAUGACAAAUUUAACAUAUGAAACAGCCCUAAAAUAUAGAUCUGGCAAGAUACUGUGUACAGUAGAUUUUUAUUUAAUUUGCAUAUCUGAAUGUUUUGCCACCAACUUCUUUUCUUAUGAUUCCUUACACUGCAGACUCAGAUAAUGUUAGAACUAAAAACACGUGUAGAGGAACUGAAGAUGGAAAAUGAGUACCAGCUGCGCCUCAAGGACAUGAAUUAUAAUGAAAAGAUUAAAGAACUAACCGAGAAAUUCAUCCAGGAAAUGGAAUCACUGAAAACCAAAAACCAGGUGGGGGUCAAGCAAUAACUACAACUCUCAGCAUUAUUGUGUCUUCUUUUUCCCAUCGUGCAGUCACCUGAGGGAUUUGAAGGUUGGUAUGCCUAGUUUCAGGUGUAAUUCUCAUCUCUAUGUAUUUCAGGUUUUGAAAGCAGAUAAAGAAAAGCAGGAAGCACAGCACCAGGAACAAGUUGCAGAACUAACAGAGAAGCAGGCAAGAGAGGUGCAAGACCUAGGUUAGGAGGACUUUAAGUCACACUUUCCUGCAGACUGUGAGAAAGGGCUUCAGCCCCUAUAGUGAAAGAUGAAGAAAGAAAAGUUUUCCCAUGCUGAGUGUUUGUCGGUCAUGGCAAAGGCGCAACUUAGAGGACUGAGUACAUAGGCAUAUUGACAAUAAUUUGCUUGAAUGUAACUGGAAUUAACUCAUCUUUUUAAUUAUAAUUAUAUCUCCCUGCCAAUAAAGGCAGGAAGAAAUGAGCAAACCUAAUAAAGCAGAACAUAAAGGGGCAAUAGAUAAGCAGGGCAUAGUAAGGUAGGUAACUUUCUGAAAACUGGAGAUACCUUUUUAAAGCAUCUUAUCUCUGCAAGCCACCCAGAAACAAGGUUUUACUGUGCACUUCUUCCAUGGCCAUCGGUAUAUUACUGUCAUUGCAAAGCCACCACAAGUGGAGUGGUCUGUAUCAUCUUAGCAUCUGCACAGCAUUAUGCACGUCACAUCAUUCCCACUUUUGGGGGGGUGGCGUACAGAAGUUAAUCCCCCAGUAUUUUAAUUUGUGCCUAAAGAGCCAGAACUACUAAGUAUGGAGUUCUGAUGUAGACGCACCUGUAAAGAGUGUGCAAAUGGGGCUUCAAAGCUAGUGAUAGAGGAAUAGUAUGAGUUAGAGGAGAGAAAUAUGAGCAGGCACCAAAAUGUGGGGUCUAAAAUGGCUUCCUAAGACUAAGGAUAUCUAGGAGAGGACAAGACAUACCUUACUCUUUAAUACAGCUCCCCCCUCUCCCCCCCCCACAUUAAUUGGUUUUUUACUCGCUCUUUGGGUCAGAAUCUGGCAAUAACCAGAAGCUUCUGCUGGAGUUUGAGAAGUACCAGGAGCUUCAGAUGAAAUCCCAACGCAUGCAGGAGGACUAUGAGAAGCAGCUUCAUGAAAUGGAGGAGCACAAAAACCAGGCCCUGGAGGAGCUGACAGAAUAUUAUGAGGCAAAGCUGCUUGAGAAAACCACUCAGCUGGAAGAGGUAUGAGCUGUGAUGGUUUCAUUUUUAUUUAUUUUUAAGGAUGGGCACAGUUCUACUAUGCUUGAAGUUACUACCGAUUCAGCCCUUCAUCGCUCUUCUGACUUCCACUAGCUGUGCUCCGAAGUUGAGCUCUGAUCUGUUUACACACUUGUCCUUGCCCCUCCUGAUUAGGCAACCAUCUCUCAUCCCAAACACAGAUCUUUCCAGUCUUCUUCUUCCCUGAGUGCCACAUGUUAGUGUGUUUAACUUACAGUUCUCUCAGAUAAAACCCCUAGGCAGGCUGACCUGUUUCUGGCUUAGAUAGGAUUGCCAUAUUUCAAAAAGUAAAAGUAAACCACGCCAACAAAAAGUCUCUGUAUGACAACAUUCAUACCGUAUUUUUCGCUCUAUAAAACACACUUUUCCCCUCCUAAAAAGUAAGGGGAAAUGUGUGUGCGUCUUAUGGAGCGAAUGCAGGCGGGAAGCUCUGCUCAGCGUUCCCUUUAAAGAGCCGUGUGGAGUGUGUGUGUGGCUCUUCAGGGCUUUUCCCCGAGGAGGGAGAAGGGUUGCCCUUCUCCCUCCUUGGGGAAAAGCACCGAAGAGCCGCACAUACACUCUGUGCGCUCUUUAAAGGGAGUGCGGCUCUUGGGGGAGCCUUGGCCGCACGCAGCCUCUCCCGGGCAGGGGAUGAAGGUUCCCCUUGCCCGGGAGAGGCUGCGCACGGCUAUCCCAUAAGCCAGGACAGCCAGCAGGAUCGCUGUGCAGCGAUCCCGCUGGCUGUCCUGGCUUCUGGGAUUCAGAAUAUUUUUUUUCUUGUUUUCUUCUUCCAAAAACUAGGCGCAUCUUAUGGAGCGAAAAAUACGGUACUUAAAACAAAAGGAACACUAUUCUUUAAUCAUUGUCCAGAAGCUUGUAUAUUGAAGCUUGUAUAUGGCAGGUUAUUUAUUGAAUUUAUAUACUGCCCUAUACCCGGAGGUCUCAGGCUGGUUCACAGAAAAGAUCAACAUAAAAACCACAAAAUAUACAAUCAAAAUAAAAACAACAUUCCAAUAACACCCCCCCCAAAAAAGAGCCACUCUACUGGAUCCUACUAAGCAAGUUUCACAACUACAGAGAUUCUAAUUUAAAGUACUCUUCAAGUAGAUUAUUCUCAACCUUACUCACCUGUGCUUUCUGGCUGAAGUCAAUGACAGCUCCAAACUCUCAUUUUUUCAUCCUUACUGUACUCAGAGUGACAUAAGUAGCUGGAUGUUUCUAUCAUUCACCUUUCCAUACAUAUACUUUUUUAUAUCCAGACUUGCCCACCUGUCAGAGUUCACCUGCAAGGGUUGGUGGAGGUAAAAAUCUGGUGCACUGGUCAGAUCCACUUACCCACCACUAAUUUAUGAACUGGGUCAUUCAGUGCUUUUGUAACAUGUAAUUAAGCCUCCAGCACUGUAACAUCAUGUUGCUGCAUUGUCAUCCCCGGAGAGCUUGUGUCAAUCUGCCUCAUCUCCAAACUAGCCCAGGGUCUUGCGUCUCCCAGGCAAUCAUUUCAGUCUGGUCCCUUAACAGUGUGGCUCCUUUAACUCCUCCUUUUUACCUUUCUCCUUUCUAACUUUCAGGCUCAAGAUGAAUCAAGAACUCAGCUCCGAGAAUUUGAGGAAACUAAGAAACAAAUUGAAGAAGAUGAGGAUCGAGAAAUCCAGGACAUAAAAAUUAAGUAUGAGAGGCGACUUCGUGAGGAAAGAGAAUCAAAUUUGCGGCUAAAAGGGGAGACAGGAAUCAUGAGGAAGAAGGUAUGCUCGCCUGUUUCAGGGUAUCAGACUUCUGGUUUGUGAUCAUUUAUUUCAAGAUGCGUAUACCACUUUCUCUGCCAACAAAAUGACAAUAAAAUAGAUAAUAAGAGUAGAUUAAAAUUAUAAAAAGCAACACAAAUUUUAAUACCCAACUGUCUCACAGUGUCACAGAAAUGUUAACAAAAAUCUGUUUUACAUCUAAUGUAAAAUUAUUUCCUAAAAUGCAAGGUUUUAUCUAAAGGCUGGAAUGCUAGCAAAGGGCCAAAUUAAAUGUUAUGUUAAUUGUACAAAUGGCCCUUGCAUGCUUGUUUUUCUUUAAUUGUCAGAUGAUUGACAGGUGGGUCAUCCCACACACCUGUCCAACUCCCUUAUGCAGUGCUUCCCAAUAUCUAGCUUCCUAUUAGGUGUUUGGGAAGUUCUGUGUAAAGUGCUUGGCAUGCUCAGCAUUUUCCAAGCACCCAGUAUAGGGUUGGCAAAGCUCCUUUCUGCAAGAAUCAGCUGUUUGACCGAGUUUCCCAUUACAGAUUUGGUUGCACAGCCAAUCCUGCAGGUUUGAACUCACUGUCCAUCAGUUGAUGGGCCAUGAUCAACUCUGCUUCCUGAAGGCUUCAGCUGUACAGGGAUAUGAAGAUGCCCACCAUGUAGCUUUCACUGAUUCCUGUCAGCAGUUCUCAUGGAACUGUUGCUGGGUGAGACACUGGCUUCAGACUGAAAGAUACCUUAUGCUUUUUUCUCUAGUUCAACAGUCUGCAGAAAGAGAUUGAAGAGCGCUGCAGUGACAUUGAGGCAAUGAAGGUGGAGCAGCAAAAGUUGCAAGGAAUCAUUAAAGCCUUAGAGAAGGACAUCCAGGGGCUGAAGAGAGAGAUUCAAGAAAGAGAUGAGACCAUUCAAGAUAAGGUGAGGUGCUUGGAUCUGUGCUCCUUUCCCACCCCUCUACCCCCAGCUGGAUUUUGUUGUCCAAAUCUACAAAUCUACAAAGGCUCUGACCCACUAAGCAAUGCCUCUCGGUGUCUGCCUCCCAGUCUGAAGGAUGGAACUUAGAAUUCAUUAUCCCUUCUCUGAUAUUUCUGACACUUUUCCUUUUUCUUCCUCAUAUGCCACAGUCCCACACAUUGUCUCUUGACUCCACUGAUGUAGGGCUGAAGUUGUAAGAGAUCCCUCUGUCUCUUUAGACACCGCUCACCUCAUGUCUCUAUUUUAUUUGUCCCAGGAGAAGCGAAUUUACGAUCUAAAGAAAAAAAACCAGGAACUGGAGAAGUUCAAAUUUGUACUAGAUUAUAAAAUAAAGGAGUUGAAGAAGCAAAUAGAGCCGCGUGAGAAUGAUAUCAAAGCUAUGAAGGAGCAGAUCCAGGAGGUGAGAAGCAGAUUAGGCAGCCCACUCCCAGCCCUGAAGCUGGGCCAGCUUGAAGACCAUAGCAGGCCACAGGCCUCCUUUAAAACCUCUCCUCUUCUCAUGCAUCUGUGCAGAUGGAAGGAGAGCUGGAACGUUUCCACAAGCAGAACACACAACUGGAACUGAACAUAUCAGAGCUACGGCUAAAACUGAAAGCCACAGACCGGGAGAUGCACAAAGAGAUGCAAAAGGUGUGUCAAAUGGCAGCUGAAAAAAGUGGUACACCAAAUUAUAACUGGUCCUUCUUUAGGGUGUCAUAUACAGACUAAGAUGACCUCUAAAUUUUCCUUCCAUCUUUAUGAUUCUGUAAUGGUAAUUGAAAUUUUCUUCCACUGAAUCUAGUGUUUCAAUUUCACAUUAAAGCAAGGUAAUGACAAAUGUGUUGGGGCUGCUCUAAUAUAAUAAUUUAAUAGGUGACUUUGCACAUGCCUGUCCAUGACUUGAUGACUUGCAUAUGUAAAACAACAAUUUCAUUUCAUGCUUUCACAUUAUUUUGUAUCUCCUAAAACUGAAUGCUCUGCUUUUUCCUGAAGACAACUUGUACAUUCAGCUGUUGGUUAGCAAGCUAUGUAGAGCUGGAAAUUCAAGUGAUGAAGGGGUACUAUGGGAUUUGAAAUGUUUAACGGGGUCCAUCCUACCACUGUCCCGAUAGGUUGGGUACCCUCUGGCCAAUAUUUGCCCCACAGACAAUUUGUGAGAUGUAAUUUGAGCCAGAGCAAGGAAGCCUCACCAACAGGCAAUGUAUUCUGCUGCAUCAAGCUUUGGUGUUCCUCUGACUGCAGGAACGAGACAUGGAAGCACUUGUCAAGAGAUUUAAAACAGAUCUUCACAACUGUGUAGGCCUCAUCCAGGAACCCAAGAAACUGAAGGAGAGCAUCCGGGAUAUCUAUGAAAAGUAUGUGCAGAAGGCAGAUAUGGUAAGUGAAAGUUCUUCUCUCUCAGCAGCAGAUACCCACCAUACUUCCUUUGAGCUCACUUCAUUUGCUCCAUCAGGUGGAAAUUGUUGGCGUUGACACAGACUUGCAUCAAGAGUACACACGGCAGCGAGAGCAUCUUGAGCGCAACCUGGCAACACUGAAGAAGAAGGUGAUAAAAGAAGGCGAAGUACAUCGUGCAGACUAUGUGCGCAUCAUGCAGGUACUAGCACUGUGAGGGGAAAUGGGCAGGUCCACUCUUCUAAAUCGCUAUAAGAAAAAAAAUCUAUUUGCUCCAGGUCCAGAAAUUUCAGUUUAAAUAAUGAAUUUCAAAUGUGGAUUUGAAAAGUACUGUCAGUGGGAUUCACCUAACAAGUCCCAUCAGCAGAAGCCCCACACAAGAACUUCUACUGGCACAAAUGGGCUUUCCCAUGUGCCCCCCUAAAUUGGCUCUGCAGAGCUCAGGAGAACCCCUAUUUUGUUUUAAUAGAUAGGCAAUGCUUACCUGGCAAAUAUGGAGAACACAAGAGGCAUCCCCCAUUCCUUUAUACCCCAAAGCAUCUGCUUUGUUUAGCUCUUGGUCUUGUUCUGCAUAUCAGUAUACUUUUCCACAAUGUCAGCAAUCUCUUUUUGGUGUAUAGACAGUAAAUGUCCUAUCACCUUAGCUAUGCUACAUCUUGUUUCUGUAGGAAAAUGUGAGCCUCAUCAAGGAAAUAAAUGAGCUGCGGAGAGAACUGAAGGUCACCCGUACUCAAGUUCUUGACCUCCAGUCAACCUUGGGGCUCCUUAUGAAACGCAAGAAGCAACCAGCACAAUCCCUAGGUAACCAAGUUGUUAUUCAGCUCACUUUCCCCUUCUGCUCUUUCCUAGAAUAUGUUUCCAUUUCUUUCCUUUUGGCCCCUUUUCCCUAGAACAGGGGUGGGCAACUGUUUUGUUCCCAAGGGCGACAUGCAGCUGUUGGUGGUGUUGUAUUGCCAGUGGGAGGGGUUGAUCAAAAGUUGACUGGCAUGUGUAAGUCUCUCAUGUUCUACACUCAUUUGGUAUUUUGUAUUAUCUAAAAGAUUAUGUUCUGCUGCUAUUGUAGAUGCUGAUCCAAUUUUAAAAGGCACCUUACGUACUUUAUAGUCAUAUUGCUCUGGGAUUAACAACUGGUUGUGAGCAAAGCAAAAACCUAAGUUUCAGUUCUACUUUUCUGCAAGGAGGAUUGAACAAGAUGCUGUUAGUGAGCCCCCACUCCCUAAGUUAGCCAACCACCUCCUAGAGAGAGGUAGAGAGGAUAAAAACAUGCAGAGGUUCUUUAGCUCCUCUCACUGCUUCCUUACUGCUUAGAGAGGUGAAUGGGCAGUGUCCAGGAGUGUCGUGAAGUGUUCAGGAACUGUCAGUGGGCCUUGUUCUUUGGUGUAGACCUUGGAAAUUGCCCAGUAAUUCCAACCCCUGUUUUCCUUUUAUCCUUUCUGUUGUGUUCAUGGCUAUCCCUCAUCCUGGCUCAUCUUUUUGGGGUAUUUUCUACAGUUACAACCAAGCAAUGUGAUUUUUCCAUUUCCUCCAGCUCCCUCCCCUGAACGGCACACUCCAACCAUCCUACGGUUGAAUCCAGAGGAGGAAACAGAGAGGAUCAUUGAAAUGCAGCGGUUGGAAAUCAAGUACCUCCAAGACCAAAUGCAAGGGCAGGAAAAAGCUCUUGCGGUUCGGCCUACAUCAGGUUCGAAACUUCCCUUGCUAGAACUGGACAGAAGCAGCCGUGAACAAUCACAGUGACACGUGCAGAAGGCACCCAAACUUAGCUAAUCUUCUCUGCAUCUCUAGAGCAAGGACCCACUCCUACCCUGACCCUUUGGGUUCUUUGUUUUUGUUUUAGCACCUCUGAUUCUGGAUAGGGAAAGGAAACAAUAAACAAGUCAGACCAGA
Messenger RNA from Podarcis lilfordi (Lilford's wall lizard), 22093 nucleotides. The record is from the annotation of a GenBank genome assembly. NCBI's taxonomy places the organism in Eukaryota, Metazoa, Chordata, Lepidosauria, Squamata, Lacertidae.